AUAAUUGUUUAGUCAAAUACCCUCCUCUAAUAUCCUUAGCAUCAUCUAUAAAUUGUGCCCACUACUCUCUCAUAUCCUUAGCAUCAUCCUUUCUUACGCAGCUCUCUAUAGUACAAUUUAAUUUGUACUUCUUAUAGUGAAGAUAGAAUGAAGCAUAAUCCAAUGGUAAUGACCAUAGGUUUGGUACUUAUUUUAACAUGGGCUGCAUGGUGGAUUUUGCAGUAUAUUUGGUUGAGGCCAAAGAAGAUGGAAAAAUGGCUGAGAAAACAAGGUUUCAAGGGUAACAAUUACAGGCUAUGGCAUGGAGAUUUGAAAGAUAUGAACAAGAUGAACACUGAUGCAUUCUCCAAACCUAUCAGUCUCACUGACGAUAUCUUGCCUCGUGUGGUGCCAUUUCAUCACCAUAUCAUACAGGAAUAUGGAAAAAAAUCAUUCAUAUGGCAUGGUCCAACACCAAGGGUACACAUAAUGGAGCCGGAAUUGAUAAGGGAAAUCUUGUUCAAAUACAACACCUUCCGUAAACCUAUGUCACAACCCUUGGUAAGUCUACUUGUUAGAGGGGUUGUGUUUUACGAAGGUGAAAAGUGGGCAAAGCAUCGAAGAAUUCUCAAUCCUGCAUUCAAAUUGGACAACUUGAAGGUAACACUUCCAACUCCAAAUAAAUUACGCAUACAUUCUCUUUUCUUUAGGGAUAAGGCAUAGAAACAUACCUAAAUUAUAAUAAAAUUUCUAACUACUUUACUUAUUAUUAUUAAUAUUAAUUUUAUAUUAUUUAUCCCCUUCACUAAUUAUCUGACAAAAAAAAAAAAAAAAACUUAAAACACGACAUGUGCAAACACACCUUAUUCAUUUUUGCAUCUCAAACUACAAUACAUCUCGCACCAUAACUCUUUGGGAUAGUAUAUCAGAUCUUCAACUAUUUUCCCCCCUCUAAGUAGCUUCAAUGUUGCUGAAUUUUCCUUAAACUCCCUCAAAUGUACUUCUUGCACAUUAAAAAAACAAGUUCUUUCUUUGAAGACCCUGUCUUUUAGUCUUGGAUAAGCGCGUGUUUGCACUUGCUACGUUUAACUUAUUUCUUAUCAAAUAAUUAACGAAGGGGUAAAUAAUACGAAAAAAAUAAGUUGGAAGGGGGGUUAAGUGUGUAAACAAUAAUUUCAUCACAGUUUAGGUGUGUAUCUAUGAUUUUUUUUGAAGUAACUAAAUUGGACUAUUAUAUAU
Molecule: messenger RNA, 1218 nt
Organism: Lycium ferocissimum
Lineage: Eukaryota; Viridiplantae; Streptophyta; Magnoliopsida; Solanales; Solanaceae
Product: cytochrome P450 72A397-like
Exons: 2
Coding region: 148-702 (184 amino acids)
Molecular function (GO): iron ion binding; heme binding; monooxygenase activity
Source: RefSeq, a predicted model, not a curated record